This is a messenger RNA of Cladophialophora bantiana CBS 173.52, 1818 nucleotides long. RefSeq lists its product as uncharacterized. The coding region runs from base 1 to 1818 and encodes 605 amino acids. The transcript has a single exon. The record is from RefSeq and is a predicted model, not a curated record. NCBI's taxonomy places the organism in Eukaryota, Fungi, Ascomycota, Eurotiomycetes, Chaetothyriales, Herpotrichiellaceae.
AUGGCCACCCAUACUACUACGCUCAGCCACGGAGUUAAUGCUACCGCUCGACCUCCCGAGACCACAGACACCCAAGGCGUCUCGUCCCGCCGCUUGAAGAAGCGGGAAAUCGACCGACGAUGCCAACGUCAAGCCCGCGAACGCACGAAGUCCCGCAUUGCCUACCUCGAAGGCCUGGUGGAGGAUUUCCGGCGCCAGGAUUCGAGCGGUCAGAUCGCCACGCUGAUGAAGCAGUUACAAGAGGUGGAGUCAGAGAGAGACCUGAUGGCCAAGACCCUCAAGGACAUCCAAAAGGCAAUGGACAUACACAAGCCGACAAAGCCGGUCGAGGAAGAGGUGGACGACAAGAGCACAGUGCUAAUGGCGAGAAUGGCCUAUGAAGAGGCCAGUAGUGUCGAGCGGCGAAGUUCCAGUCUUACUCCUACCCGAGACGACGCUCCUCUAGCCUUCCAGCCCGACCCCCUCGAUAUGCAAUCGGCCACCAGUCCGGCGAGGAACUUCGACCUGGCCACCUUCUCGCCAACACCAAGCUUGCCGCUGCAGUCCCAGGAUCUUCUCUUUGCCCCAGAAGUGGUGCCCUUGCAGACCGAUGGCACCCGUGCGUCCGCUCAAGUCAUGGUGCAAUCCAAGGCUGUGAAAGAACAGAACCCGAUGCCGUGCAGCUGGAGCGACAACUGGGCGAUUCCGCGACGAUCCUGCUCGUGCAACAGCUGCCACGAGCGUCGCCCUGGCCGUCGCUCCGUCUGGCGGGGAAACUACUGGAGCUACGCAAACGAAGUGCUAAGCGAACGCUUCGAAUGGAACGAAGAAGUGGCCCCGGAAUCUGAUGAGCUGUGCGACGACGUGCCGAUUCGCGCAUUGAUCGAGGGCUGGGACGCCGUGGCAAAGCGAGCUCCCUUGCACCCUUCAUGGCAGAUCCUGCGCCGCAUCGACGAGACCCUGUUCUCCAUGUGUCCCAACACCGAACGUCUGGCAAUCCUGCGCGCAAUGCACACGCUGUUGCAAUUCCACACCGAGUCAACAUUCGACCGCUAUGCACGACUCCCGCCGUGGUACAUGCGUCGCCCGUCCCAGAAGAUCGCUCACUCUUACGCAAUCGACUACUUCGCGUGGCCGGGCGUGCGGGAACGGUUCAUCUUUAAUGAACACGACUACUGCGGCAACGACUUUUGGCAUUUAUUCUGCAAAUCCUUUCGGAUCUUGUGGCCUUAUGAGUUUCGAGACUGCUAUACUCGGGAGAUUGAGACGGGCAUGUACAAGUUCUCCCCAAUCUUUGAUCAGCGACUGAGGGACAUCAAGUGUUGGACAAUGGGACCUGAUAUCUUCCAGAGGUUUCCAGAGCUGUACAGCGAUAUGCCGGCGUUCAACCAUAUUCCACAGUCCCCGUGUUCGUCCGCAGGGAGCAUCAUGCCAGUCUCGGUGCAGACGCAUGUACAGAAGGCGAGGCUACUUCCGCCGACCCCGCCGGCGAAGACAACCCAGACUACCGGGACGGGCUACGUGAUCGAGGAGGAAGAGGAAGAAGUAAAGCCCCCUCCGGCAGGCAGCCAAUUUAUCCCCGUUGAGAACUUGCACACGCAUGUCGUUCAGACACCUCAGCCACAGCCACAGCCUCCUCGUCAGCAACAACAUCAUCGGCAACACCAGCAGCAUCACCACCAAGGCUCGCCUUUGGAUAAUCCCCAUGCGUACAACCCAUCAGACUUCAACCCGAUCAUGGCGCUAGACGCGUUCGCAUAUGGCGCCAUCAGUGAGGUGGACUUUGCGAAUGCGUAUCAUUCUGAACCGAUGGAGGGGUAUCCGAACCUGAUCUUCUGA